Messenger RNA from Hemicordylus capensis (graceful crag lizard), 1472 nucleotides. It is a transcript of the gene DNAAF19, whose product is annotated as coiled-coil domain containing 103. Bases 438 to 1172 code for a protein of 244 amino acids. NCBI's taxonomy places the organism in Eukaryota, Metazoa, Chordata, Lepidosauria, Squamata, Cordylidae. Gene Ontology annotation, cellular component: outer dynein arm. Gene Ontology annotation, biological process: determination of left/right symmetry; epithelial cilium movement involved in extracellular fluid movement; inner dynein arm assembly. The transcript is spliced from 4 exons. The record is from RefSeq and is a predicted model, not a curated record.
AUGAAUCUGCUACUUUCUUCUUCUAUUUCGGUGUUCUGGAGACGUGUAAACGCGUAAUCUUGAUUCUUAUCUGUAUGAGUGGGCAACGAGAAGAGGGGGAAAACAGACACAAGUGAAGGCUAAGAACAGGCAUUUAGGAAGUCGCUCGCUGUCCAGCGAAGGUCCGCUACCCUGCCGAGGCCUCGUUGCUAUGGGAACUCGAAGCCUAACCGAGAGAGAAGCAGCAGAAUCUGAGCGUGAUCUCCCCAGAGCCCCCUGCGUUGAAGCGGUUCCCUUCCCCAGUCUUCUGCCUGCUGUUGGGGUGAGGAGAGUGGGAUCCCCAGGGUCGAAGAACCCCUUGGGGGUAUGUGUGUGGGAUUGGAGACGCGUGCGUCAGCCGGAGGAGGAGGAGGAAGACAGAGAUACUGGAUUUAUGACCCCAAGUGCUGGUUCCCAGAAUGGAGGGUAUGGUAGACUUCCAUGCUUUGAAGAAGGAACUGGAAGAAGCUGUUGCCGCUGAUGAGAAGUACCAGAGAGAAAAUGAGGCCAAGUUUCGAGCAGUGCACCAGAAAGUGGCAUCUUAUGAAGAAUUCAGAGAUAUUGUUCUAGCAUCACACUUGAAACCUUUGGAGAAAAGGGACAAGAUGGAGAAUAAGAGAAAAGCACUGUGGAACUCCUGUGCAAUGAAAGCAGACCACAAGCAAGAAAGUGAGAUGGAGUUGUCUCAGGAGUUGGAGCGGCUACCUGAGACCUCUGCAGAGUUCUACAGAGAUUGGCGCAGAUGCAUGAAAAACAGCAAAGAGCGCUACCAGCUCCUGCUUCAACUUGGAUCCCAGAAGUUGGGCUGCAUCUUCCAAGCAGAUCUUGCUUUUGGUCUCUUGGGUGAAUUCCUAGGAAUACUAGCUGAAAAUGUCUGCAUCAAAGACCAGGGUUCUGUCUUGGAGAUCUUGGAGAGUCUUUCAGGCACCAAGCGCUUUGGACUGAAUGUGGAACUCCUGAGUGAGCAAGAGAAGGAAGACUGCAAGUGUCUGUUUGAGAAACUGCAAAGAAUGAGGACAAGCCUCAGUGGUCUCACUGAAUUUUCACAUGCCUCAGAUGAAGAAGGUACAGCUGUUACCCAGAUCCAUUGCCAAACAGAUGGACUAGAUGAAAGAAAAUUGAUGAAACUGAUGCGGCUUUACCAAAUCCUCUGAAGGAAUCUGAGCUUCUCACCAGCACGCACAAAGAAUUGUUGCAGAAUAUAGGGAAGAUAGAAAUCUCUGCUAGGAGCAUCUCCUCACAAGCCCUAUUUAGAUGAAUGGGAGAUUCACAAGGGCACACAUGAACUCAAGCACAUCUCCUAUUAAUUUCAUUAAGCCUUUUGUAGGUCAGAUGGGCCAUUCAUAUUUGCUUUUCCCAACUUCUACUUCACCAAUGUGGAGUUUUUACAUGGGCCCUGCCAAACCAGGUAGCUCAUCAGUUGUCAAUAAAUAAUAUUUGUCAGUUGAUGAUUA